AUGGGAAAUUCUGCGGACGAAGUCUCAAAGCUCCAUUUCUUCCUCUUCCCUUUCAUGGCUCAUGGCCACAUGAUACCAACUCUUGACAUGGCCAAGGUCUUCGCCACCAAAGGAGCUAAAUCCACAAUCCUCACUACACCUCUCAACUCCAUCCUCUUGGAAAAACCCAUCAAAUCAUUCAACCACGAGAAUCCACAACUUGAAAACAUCACCAUCAAGAUCCUCAAUUUCCCUUGCGCAGAGCUCGGUUUGCCCCAAGGAUGCGAGAACACAGAUUUCAUCUUCUCAAGCCAUGAACUAAGCACAGGUGACUUGAGUCAGAAGUUUUUCCUCGCAUUGACGUAUUUCAAAGAGCAACUUGAGCAUCUCAUCGAGACAAUGAAGCCAGACUGUCUCGUCGCCAACAUGUUCGUCCCUUGGGCGACUAAAGUCGCUGAGAAGUUUAAUGUGCCGAGACUUGUCUUCCACGGCACAGGCUACUUCUCUUUAUGCGCUUCACAUUGCAUGAGGCUCCACAAGCCAUACAAGCAAGUAGCUUCGAGUUCUGAGCCCUUUGUGAUCACUGGUCUCCCAGGAGACGUUGUGAUUACCGAUGAACAGGUGAUAGAGAAAGACGAAGAGUCUGUGAUGGGGAAAUUUAUGAAGUCAGUGAGAGAGUCAGAGAGAGAUAGCUUUGGUGUGUUGGUGAACAGCUUCUACGAGCUUGAACCGGCUUAUUCAGAUUUCUUUAAGAGUUUUGUGGCGAAAAGGGCUUGGUCUAUCGGUCCGCUUUCUUUAACCAACAGAAGGUUCGAGGAGAAAGCAGAGAGGGGCAAGAAGGCGAGCAUUGAUGAGCAUGAAUGUUUGAAAUGGCUUGAUUCUAAGACAUGUGAUUCAGUCAUUUACUUGUCCUUUGGAACCAUGACCAGUUUCAACAACGAGCAGCUGAUUGAGAUUGCAGCUGGCUUAGAAAUGUCAGGACAUGAUUUUGUCUGGGUGGUUAACAAAACUGCCAGCCAAGAGGAUAAAGAAGAGUGGUUACCAGAGGGAUUUGAAGAGAGGACGAAAGGAAAAGGACUGAUAAUCCGCGGUUGGGCGCCGCAAGUGCUGAUACUUGACCACCAAGCAACUGGAGGGUUUUUGACGCAUUGUGGAUGGAACUCGCUUCUAGAAGGCGUAGCGUCGGGACUGCCAAUGGUGACGUGGCCAGUGGGAGCAGAGCAGUUCUACAACGAGAAAUUGGUGACACAAGUGUUGAAAACAGGAGUGAGUGUGGGAGUGAAGAAGAUGAUGAGAGUCGUUGGAGAUUUCAUUAGCAGAGAUAAAGUGGAGAGAGUGGUGAGGGAAGUGAUGGUUGGUGAAGAGAUGAGGAAACGGGCUAAGGAGUUAGCUGAAAUGGCGAAAGUUGCGGUGAAAGAAGGAGGAUCUUCAGAUCUUGAGUUGGAUAGGUUGAUGGAUGAGCUUAAGUUGGUCAGAUUGCAAAGAGAAGAGGAAAACAAAAGUUGA
This is a messenger RNA of Microthlaspi erraticum, 1485 nucleotides long. NCBI's taxonomy places the organism in Eukaryota, Viridiplantae, Streptophyta, Magnoliopsida, Brassicales, Brassicaceae. The record is from the annotation of a GenBank genome assembly.